AUGACAGCAGCGGCCACCCAAAAGAAACGCCCAGUUAAGGGCACUAAGGAGCCGGUUCGGCUUUAUGUUCGAGGCAUUGUCCUCGGUUAUCAGAGGUCCAAGGUGAAUCAGACUCCGUCUCGCUCUCUUUUGCAAUUGGAGAAUGUGAAGACCAGACAGGACACUGCUUUCUACCUAGGCAAGCGCGUGGCAUAUGUGUACAAGGCAAAGACAGAGAAGAAGGGGACAAAGUUCAGGACGAUUUGGGGAAAGAUCUGCCGCCCUCAUGGCAACAGCGGCGUCGUGCGCGCCCGCUUUAGGAAGAAUUUGCCCCCGAAGUCAUUUGGAGGUCGCGUGCGUGUCUUUUUGUAUCCUUCCAACAUCUAA
Molecule: messenger RNA, 366 nt
Organism: Eimeria acervulina
Lineage: Eukaryota; Apicomplexa; Conoidasida; Eucoccidiorida; Eimeriidae
Product: 60s ribosomal protein L33-A, putative
Exons: 3
Coding region: 1-366 (121 amino acids)
Biological process (GO): cytoplasmic translation; ribosomal large subunit biogenesis
Cellular component (GO): cytosolic large ribosomal subunit; ribosome
Molecular function (GO): structural constituent of ribosome
Source: RefSeq, a predicted model, not a curated record